Penicillium manginii is the source of this 1365-nucleotide messenger RNA. RefSeq lists its product as uncharacterized. Gene Ontology annotation, molecular function: pyridoxal phosphate binding; transaminase activity. Bases 1 to 1365 code for a protein of 454 amino acids. NCBI's taxonomy places the organism in Eukaryota, Fungi, Ascomycota, Eurotiomycetes, Eurotiales, Aspergillaceae. The record is from RefSeq and is a predicted model, not a curated record. The transcript has 2 exons.
AUGACUCAGACGAAGUUCGAUACGUACGCAACUGACGCGCUGACUGCCGCACGUCUCGAAUAUGCCAAGCGGAACCCGGAGUCAAAAAACCUUCAUGCUGAAGGGGCAACCUACAUGCCCGGCGGAAACACUCGCACAAUUCUACACGUGCUGCCAUUCCCGAUUACUUUUGCUUCCGGUGAUGGAGCGAGCCUGACCUCGGUAGACGGGGACAGAUACCUGGACUUCCUCGGAGAGUACAGUGCAGGCAUCUUCGGUCACUCAAACAAAGUUAUCAAAGACACUGUUGCGGCAGCCAUGUCAAAAGGCUGGAAUUUUGGCGGGCCGUGCACAUAUGAGAAAGUUUUGGCAAAGAAAGUCGUCGAGAGAUUCUAUGAGAGCGGAUUGGAGAUGGUUCGAUUCACGAACUCCGGAACUGAAUCAAACACCAUGGCAAUUGCAGCUGCUCUGAACUUUACAGGAAGAAAAAAGAUUCUUGUUUUCACUGGAGGCUAUCAUGGAGGCACUCUAAUCUUUCCUCCUGAGUACAUUCAACAGCCGAAUGUACCAAGCUCCAACCUACCACACGAUUUCGUCUUCGCACCAUACAACAAUAUCAAUGAAACACAAAAGGAUCUGGGGGGGUGCCGACCGGCCUCUCCUGAAUUCCUUCACUUCUUGCGCAGACAAACAACAAGACUCGGGGCUUUGCUCAUUAUUGAUGAAGUGAUGGCAUCUCGCUUGGGACCUCAUGGUUAUUGUGCUACUAUAGGCAUCAGGCCUGAUCUGAUCACCCUUGGGAAAUACAUCGGCGGAGGUAUGACCUUUGGCGCAUUUGGAGGGCGCAAAAAUAUUAUGGCUCUUUUUGAUCCCAGCAUAUCAUGUCUCCAGCACCCCGGGACCUACAACAACAACAUUGUCACAAUGGCUGCUGGUAUCUCGGGUCUUGAUAUCUAUGAUGCAGCGGCAGUAUUAGCUCUCAACGCACGUGGUCGCGAUAUGAAAAUCAAGCUCCAGGGGAUUCUAAUUCGUGCUGGAUUAUAUCCCGAGCACCCGGCCGGUGCAUCUCGAGACAUUCUAGAGAUUGACAGUCUUAGAGGGCCCACCACAGUACUUGAUGAAAAUGGAAGCUCCGGGACACAAAAGCCUUUGCCAAAUAUGUUUGUCUCCGGUGAAGGUAGUAUGUUGAAUAUCCGCUUUUCUGGGGUCAAUCGUGCUUCAUGGCAAGGUUUAUUUUACCACCACAUGCUUCAGCGAAAUAUUUAUCUGGCUGCUCGGGGCUACACUCCACUGCAUCUGGCUCUUACUGACCGCGAUAUUGACCAAUAUGUGACUGCCGUUGACGAGUUUGUGCAGGUGCAUCGGGAGGCACUAUUAUCCCAUUAA